Molecule: messenger RNA, 309 nt
Organism: Stereum hirsutum FP-91666 SS1
Lineage: Eukaryota; Fungi; Basidiomycota; Agaricomycetes; Russulales; Stereaceae
Exons: 2
Coding region: 1-309 (102 amino acids)
Source: RefSeq, a predicted model, not a curated record
AUGGAUGUGUACACGAGCAAGCUUGUGUGCACUUCCACACCGAACACCGAUGUUAUGAGUAGGAGUGGCGAUGGUGAAGGCGCAGGUGAAGGUGCAGAGGAGGAAGAGAAGGAUGGAGUGUGGCUCGAUGAGGGGAAUCAGAUUGUGAAGGAUGGGGAGGUGAGGCCGAGGUGUGUGGAUCAGGCGAUGUGGCAGGUUGGUGGGGCGAGUGUUGCACUGAGGUUGGUGCAGCUGGCUCAGCCCUCCCAGAAAGUCUUCGGCCUCCAACUGUCACGGCGGAAGAUCGUCACUAAAGCAACAUCGACGUGA